Messenger RNA from Puccinia graminis f. sp. tritici CRL 75-36-700-3, 1654 nucleotides. Its product is annotated as glutaryl-CoA dehydrogenase, mitochondrial. Gene Ontology annotation, molecular function: flavin adenine dinucleotide binding; glutaryl-CoA dehydrogenase activity; fatty-acyl-CoA binding. Gene Ontology annotation, biological process: fatty-acyl-CoA biosynthetic process; fatty acid beta-oxidation using acyl-CoA dehydrogenase. The record is from RefSeq and is a predicted model, not a curated record. Bases 149 to 1438 code for a protein of 429 amino acids. The transcript has 9 exons. Gene Ontology annotation, cellular component: mitochondrial inner membrane. NCBI's taxonomy places the organism in Eukaryota, Fungi, Basidiomycota, Pucciniomycetes, Pucciniales, Pucciniaceae.
GACAGUGUGAGCGCAUACAUCGCCUUCAACCAAGACCAUCGAAGACCAAGAAACUCGAAGCCAUCAGCAUCCAUCCAAUUCUUCAGGACACAGAGAAAGGAGAGAGGAGAAGAAAGCAAGGGACAGAGGAAAUCACGUUCAGGCGAAGAUGACCACCCGGACAUGUCUAGCACAGCUCACGAGGAUACGGCCGAGUAUGACUCUCAACACGAUCAGCACUCCCAGACGCAUGCUAGCCUCGCAGGCCAAACCAGCUUCCUUCGUCGAAUAUGAUUGGGAGGACCCUCUCCGGUUGGAAAAGAGUCUGCUGACGGAAGACGAACUAGCAAUCAAACAGGCUAGCCAUGAGUACUGCCAGGAAAAACUCAUGCCCAGAGUCUUGGAGGCUCAUCGAAAAGAGUCUUUUGACCCUAAUAUCCUUAAGGAGAUGGGAAAGCUUGGCUUCCUAGGUCCUACUAUCUCGGGUUACGGAUGCGCUGGCGUCUCGUCCGUAGCUUAUGGCCUGGUUGCUCGUGAAGUUGAGCGGGUCGAUUCCGGAUACCGUUCGGCGAUGAGCGUGCAAUCAUCCCUAGUCAUGCAUCCGAUCUACGCCUUUGGCUCGGAGGAACAAAAGUCGAAAUUCUUGCCAGAAUUGGCGAGCGGGAACAUGAUUGGAUGUUUCGGGCUGACUGAGCCCGGACAUGGAUCGGACCCUUCAGGCAUGUUGACCCGAGCAACCGAAGACCCAUCGGGCGGUUACAUCCUGUCGGGUAGCAAAACGUGGAUCACUAACGCUCCCAUCGCCGAUGUUUUUGUGGUGUGGGCUAAGUGUGAUUGGGACCAAAAGAUCAGGGGGUUCAUCUUAGAGAAAGGCAUGAAAGGGCUUUCUGCGCCGAAAAUCGAGCACAAGCUUUCGUUGAGGGCCAGUGCGACAGGGUCGAUCUACAUGGACUCGGUGCCGGUUCCGUCGACGAAUGUGUUGCCCAAGGUGACUGGCCUCAAGGGCCCGUUUGCGUGUCUCAACAGCGCCCGGUUUGGGAUUUCGUUUGGGGUGAUGGGCGCCUUGGAGGAGUGCGUGAAGCGCUCUAGGGAGUACUCCUUGGAGCGCAUCCAGUUCAACAAGCCCUUGGCGGCCUUCCAGCUCAUCCAAAAAAAGCUCGUCGAUGCUAACACCGAGGCGGUCAUCGGCUUGUGUGCGGCGAUUCAACUAGGACGGAUGAAGGACGCUGGAACUUGGUGUCCCGAGAUGGUCAGCCUCCUCAAGCGCAACAACUGCGGUAAAGCGCUCCAUCAUGCCCGGAUCCUCAUGGACAUCUUCGGUGGGAAUGCGGUCUCGGAUGAAUAUCACAUCGGUCGGAUCGCCGCCAACUUGCAUGUCGCCAACACCUACGAGGGCACACAUGACAUCCACACGCUCAUCUUGGCUAAAGCCAUCACCGGAAUUCAAGCUUUCUCGUAAUCUGUGUCCCUUGGAUCUUGUAUACCACUUUUUUUAAAAAAAAUCUAUCGUACGAUUUUGUAUAGAUAAUUGUAUAACACAUCUCACAGAAUUUAACAUUUUUGUUUUGGGUGGCUAUUUCUCUUUCGCAAAUCACCUGUUUUUUUUUUUGCAAGUAAAACGUCCUGGGCAGCAGUUUUAGUUUUAGUAUGCAUAGGUAAAUGAAGUGGAAUGAGG